AUGCCGAAAUACCUCACCCCUGUGUCACGGGCAAAGAUCCGAGAGUUACACAUUGAGGUUGCAAGCCUUCAGGAUAAAUUAGCUGCGCAGGCACUGCAACAGGAACACGAGCUCGAUGUUCUCCAAAAGCAGCUCACAAGCAAGGACGCAGAGAUUCAGCAAUUGAAGCAUCUACAUGCUGAAGAACUCAAGAAACCCUUGAAGUCAUACCUGCAGCCCACGAAAUCCACACUGCUGAAACAGACACCCGACAGGAGAUCAUCAAAUCUUGCAACAUCGAUUUCGAUUCGUGAUACACAAGGCAAGCUCAUAGUGGACUCGAGUCUGAAUGAAGCGAGUUACAUGCGGCCAACGAAAUCAACGUUGAGCAGGGCAGGCAAAUUGCCCCCUCCGCUCACAGAAGAUGAACUGUAUGCUCAAUAUUGGGCCGCUAGAUGCCCGGUCGACCUGACUCAUGAUGAACCUGACUGCAGUGAUCGAAGCAUCGAGGCUGAGAACGCGGUCUCGCCAGAGAAGGACGCACUAUGUGCCGACGAAUAUUUUGAGCCCACUGUAUACUACCAUCCCAAUGUCGGUGAUCGCGGAAACUAUCGAGAAUCUUGUCACUGCCCAUUCUGUGAGGAUUUCCAAUCUGGCAGACACAUCCAAGUUGUAGCAGAUAUACAGGACCGAACGCGAUGUCACGACAAGUUCUUCGACAAGCCGAGUUCGCGCAUCUCAAUUCCCUUCGAGCACCAACUCCGGCUCUUGAGAGCAGCAUACUCGAUUGCGCAAAAGGCCUUCUGGCACGGACUCGAGAGGUACUGGCCAGGCCAAGAAAUGUACAACUACCCUCUCGGCCCUGACAGCGUUCGAUUUGGGUUCUCGGAGUUGAAGGAAGUCCUUGGCAGUAUGCACAACUUUAGCUGGAGUCUCCGAUCCUUCCUGUACCCCGAAGUCAAUGGUCGUUGGGCUGAUUUGUGCACUCGAGUGCCCACUUUCGUUGAGCCAACGAUAAUAAACAUGCGGGGAAUUCGUAACGUUCUUGCUCAUCCCAGCAAUCUGCUUUCAGACUAUGUCGAUAGCCUCUUGAAGGAUGCGCACGAUCUGGCAUGCAUGAUGAGGGACGAGCCAAGAGCACUCGAGGUUCGAGCAUUGCGAGACGAACUGCGAGACCUGGCCACUGAGUCGUUCAACGAGAUUGAGAGAUUGGAGCCAUGGAUACAUCUCCCAAACGACAUCGUGUGGCCAACUCACCAUGAGGCGACCUUCCAGCAAAUGCUUCGAUCACUUCAACUUGGCGAUGACAACCCACGCAAGGCAUUGGGCCGAGCAGUCUACCAUCCCGGGCCUGUCGAAUUGGCAAAGGAGGAACCACUGGUUGAGUUACAAAGAUCAGGAGCAUAUGAGUAA
This is a messenger RNA of Cercospora beticola, 1392 nucleotides long. The record is from RefSeq and is a predicted model, not a curated record. Lineage: Eukaryota; Fungi; Ascomycota; Dothideomycetes; Mycosphaerellales; Mycosphaerellaceae.